ACCACCACCACCACCAUCACACGGGAAAUCACCACUCCCGCCGACACGGCCGCCCCCGCCACCUCCAUCACAGCCCCUCUGCCCACCCCCUCCACGACAGGAACCACCGUGACAGCCACGGCACACCUGCGAACCACACCCACCCCGGCAGCCCCACAGAGUACCCCGGGCAUCACUCCCCCAACCGCCUACUCCACGGGAGGCUCAAGCACAUCUGCAGUUUCCUCGCCGCUCCCUAGCCCUGCUUCCCUGCAGACAUCCAGAACCCUAGCUCCGUCUCCGGAGCCUUCGGGCACGCCCACCAGCACACCCACCACCCGCUCCACAUCCACCAGCCCCACUGCCUCCUUGACCAUCACCACUGACCUCACCUCCACACCCACUUUCUCCAGCCUGGCCCCCACCCCCACGCGUGUCAUCCCGUCCUCCCCCACCGUCCACACCACAGCCGCAGCACUCAGUGCCCUCACCACCUCGGCCACGAUGCCCGACACGACAUCCGUGCCCCCAAGUACCCACCGCGCUGCCACUCCCUCCGUCACUGCAGCCGCUCCCGGAACCUCUGCAGCCUCCCCUUCCACGUCCACCAGCAGUAGCAGGACCACCCCGCCCCAGGGGGCCACCGCUGCCUCCACCAGCACCAGCACCAGCACCAGCACCAGCACCAGCACCAGCACCGGCCCUGGCCCCGGCACCAGCACACUGCACACGACCACGCUUACUCCCUCCAGUGACACGCCUGCACAGCCUUUCACGACAGACACUACUUCUCAGCCCCCAAUCACAUCAUCGGUCACCCCCAGGCGCACCGCCAGCUCCCUGGCCUCCCACGCCUCCUCUCCAGUGACCACCGAUGCCUUCACCUCAGCCACGAGCCUGCCUCUGUCUUCUCCUCCUGCCUCAAGCGCAGAGCCAGCCCCCACUUCCGCCCCGCACCCGAGCCCUCUCUCCACCUUGGUCACCACCAUCCCCACCACCCAGGCCACGUCCACCCCUCCACCUCCCACUGGGACCCCCACCCCCACCGCAACAGGAAUCACCACGCCCACUGACACCGCAACCCCCGCCACCUCCGCCUCGAUCACAACCCUCUGGCCCACUCCCUCCACGACCGACACCACCGCCACGCCCUCACCCCUGCGAACCACACCCAGCCCGACAACACCGCACACUACUCCAGGCAGCCCGUCCUCAACCUUCUACCCCACUGGAAGCACAGUCACGUCGGCAGUGGCCUCCUCCCCCUCUACCUCUGCCGGCCCGCACACCUCCACCACCACAGCUCCAUCUUCUGCCAGUACGGGCAUCUCCACCGCCACGCCAACCACCACCAACUCCACAUCCACUAGGACCCCUGGCUCACUGACCACCCUGACCGGCCUCAGCUCCAGCAGGUCACCAAGCCCCACAAGUGUCAUGCCCUCUUCCGGCCCCCUGCACAUCCCAGGCACCACUCUCGCUGUCACCACCACCUCUGCCCCGCUGCCUGCUACCGCAUCCCCGCUCACAAGUGCCCACGGCACUGCCACCCCCUCCCUCACCACCAGCACUCCGCUUCCAUCCGCUCGCCCCUCUCCCACGCCCGCCAGCAGUCCCAAGGCCACUCAGGCCGAGAGUAGCCCUCCGCCGGCCACGAGCAGCAGCACACUGAGCACCAGCACGGUCACACCUAGCAGGGACAUGCCCUCACAGUCCCCCAGGACAGAGAGGACUUCCGUUCCGCCAAUCACCUCAUCCGUCACCCCCACAAACACAGUCGGCUCCCCCACCUCCCCCACUUCCUCUCGAGGGACCGCCAAGACCGGGACCUCAUCCACGAGCCUGCCUCUGUCCUCUCCUCCUGCCUCAAGCGCAGAGCCAGUCCCCACUUCCGCCCCCAACCCUAGCCCUCUCUCCACCUUGGUCACCACCAUCCCCACCACCCAGGCCACGUCCACCCCUCCACCUCCCCCU
This is a messenger RNA of Vicugna pacos (alpaca), 1953 nucleotides long. NCBI's taxonomy places the organism in Eukaryota, Metazoa, Chordata, Mammalia, Artiodactyla, Camelidae. The record is from RefSeq and is a predicted model, not a curated record.